UAUUAAUUUUUACUCUGUGCCGAGUUUUCGCCAAAAAUCCGCCCGUUUCACUUGUUUUGCUACAAUGGCCGAACUGUUAAUCGAUCCAAACAUUCGGGGAUGGGUUUUCCUGCCCAUCGUAGUCAUUACGUUCCUCGUGGGAAUCAUUAGACACUAUUUCUCCAUACUGAUAUCGUCGCAGAAAAAGGUGGAAGUGACACAGAUUCAGGACAGUCAGGCCAUGAUUCGUGCGCGAUUGUUGCGGGAAAAUGGAAAAUACCUUACCCAACAAUCGUUCGCCAUGCGUCGGCACUACUUCAAUAACGAAGAAACGGGAUACUUUAAAACUCAAAAGCGUGCUCCACCGAGUCCAAAUUCUACGGCCAUGCUGUCCGAUUUGGUGAAAGGAAACUUUAUCAACGUGCUCCCGAUGAUUGUUAUUGGUGGUUGGAUCAAUUGGAUGUUCUCCGGAUUCGUGACCACGAAGGUGCCAUUUCCCCUGACGCUGCGCUUCAAACCGAUGUUGCAAAGGGGCAUCGAGUUAGCCUCUUUGGAUGCUGCCUGGGUAUCGUCCGCUUCCUGGUACUUCCUGAAUGUGUUUGGGUUGCGAAGCAUUUACACUCUCGUUCUGGGCGAAAACAAUGCUGCCGACCAAACUCAGUCCAUGCAAGAUCAAAUGUCUGGUGCUGCCGUAGCGAUGCCGCAAGAUCCGAAAGCUGCUUUCAAGGCGGAAUGGGAAGCACUGCAAAUCACGGAAUAUCAGAAUGCCCUAGCAAACGUCGAAACAGAGUUGCUCUCGGGCACUGGCAUACCGCUAAUGGGAGAUCAACAUUCAGCGGGCCAAAAUUCCUUGUUCAGCCACACAAACCGCGCGGAGGAUGGACUGCCGCUUAGAAAUUAGGUGUAAUUCAAGGGUUUUUAGAGAAUUGAAUGGUAUGUUUGUUGUGCGUUUUAGAUAAAACAAAAAAGCAGAACUUCUACCGAUCUCGUCGAAGAAAGAUGGUCUGCCUAACUGACCUUGCGUUCAUCGUAGCAGUCUGUGGACUCCGAACUAACGAAAAGUAAAUAAAUGAUGUCAGGAUGAAAACGGUAAACAUAACUUCUUAUUUAUGUCACCCAUUAGAACGGGACAGCCGUGGUACGAUCAACUGUAGUUUUUGUGUUCACUUCACUUCUCACGCUAGAUCAA
Molecule: messenger RNA, 1168 nt
Organism: Anopheles cruzii
Lineage: Eukaryota; Metazoa; Arthropoda; Insecta; Diptera; Culicidae
Gene: EMC3
Product: ER membrane protein complex subunit 3
Exons: 2
Coding region: 65-880 (271 amino acids)
Biological process (GO): protein folding in endoplasmic reticulum
Cellular component (GO): EMC complex; membrane
Source: RefSeq, a predicted model, not a curated record